Molecule: messenger RNA, 3240 nt
Organism: Mizuhopecten yessoensis (Yesso scallop)
Lineage: Eukaryota; Metazoa; Mollusca; Bivalvia; Pectinida; Pectinidae
Product: cytochrome P450 4A2-like
Exons: 13
Coding region: 220-1719 (499 amino acids)
Molecular function (GO): oxidoreductase activity, acting on paired donors, with incorporation or reduction of molecular oxygen; heme binding; monooxygenase activity
Source: RefSeq, a predicted model, not a curated record
CUGAGUGCAAACAGACGUUAAGCAGUAUAUGCCAUACUGAACCUUUAAUAUCGUUAGUGGUUUGAUAGUGGGGAACGUAAAAUCGAACUAACUGUGUUUAUAUAUUUAUAUUACCGUGCUGCGCUGAAGGAGCAUUUUCUCUUGUUAUCUUUUCUCAAUGUAAGAAAACUACAGAACUUGUCACGAACGACGAUCAAGUCCACAUUGAGAACGUCAACAAUGGACUUCUAUCUUGUCGUCAUCGGUACACUGCUGGCGGCUAUAUGUAUGUGGAAAAUCAUAGCGGUGGCACAGACAUACAAGAAAAACAUAGCGUUAUAUCAUCAGAAGAAAAUCCAGCCAAUCGGAAAGUAUCAUCCUAUAUGGGGACAUCUUUACCUGUUUUCAGGUUUUGACGAAGUCAUAGAUCUUUGCUCCAAGGUAGCCGGCCAAACAAAAGCCCGCAUCGUAUCAUACUGGAUAAUGGGUUUCUUUCCCGUCUUGUGUGUUUGUCAUUCUGCGACAGCUAAAGUCGUUCUGAAGUCUUCAGAACCAAAACCUAAGCACCCGGGUGGGGGCUACAACACCGUAAUGGGUUGGUUAGGUGACGGAUUACUUCUCAGUGAGGGUAAGAAGUGGGAGAGAAAUCGACGUCUAUUGACACCAGCAUUCCACUUCGAUGUACUCAAACCUUAUGUUUCCAUCUACAACAAAGUCUUCGAUAUUUUCUUGGAUAAGUUGGAGAAGGCGACAUCGUCCGGUAGUAGUGUGGAGAUCUAUAACUUGGUAAGCCUGGCAACUCUUGAUACCAUGCUGCGCUGUUCUGUUUCAUACGAUGGUAAAGUCCAACAACAGGGAUCAAACCACCCAUACGUCGAGGCUGUACGAACACUUGGCCACCUAUCACAAAAGAGAGUAAUGUCACCUUGGUACUGGCUGGACUUCAUAUAUUAUAUAUCCCCAUCAGGCAGGGAAUACUCAAAGUAUGCUAGCUACGUACAUGACUUCGAUGAAAAGGUUAUUCGCGAAAGAAAGAAAUUGUUGACAGCCGAUCCGUCAGUUCUCAAAAAGCGCCAUCUAGAUUUCCUUGACAUUCUUCUGACCGCCAAAGAUGAGCAGGGUAUUGGACUCACGGAUCGUGAGAUCAGAGACGAGGUGGAUACCUUCCUGUUCGAGGGGCAUGAUACAACCGCUUCAGCUAUCAGUUGGCAGAUCUACAUGCUCGCAAAGCAUCCCGAGGAACAACAGAAAGUGUACAACGAAGUGAAGAGAGUUCUAGGAGACAGACAAGACGUCGAAUGGUCUGACAUCCAAGAGUUCACCAGAAUGUCUCUGUUUAUAAAGGAGUCGUUGAGAAUGUAUUCUCCCGUGCCCGGCAUAGCAAGAGUGACCACACGUGACAUGGAUUUAGAUGGCGUGAAAAUUCCGAUUAAUACGGAAGUCAACAUUUUCAUACACGUCUUAAACCAUCUGGAAGAAUCGUGGACCAAGCCGGAGGAGUUUCGUCCAGAUCGCUUUGCUGAGGAUUCCGAGAGAGAUCCCUAUGGUUAUGUGCCGUUUUCUGCAGGACCAAGAAAUUGCAUAGGCCAGCACUUUGCCUUGGAUGAACAGAAGGUGGCGCUAGCCAAACUGGUUCAGCGAUUCCGGGUACUUCCUGAUCCUAACAAUGUACCGAUUCCGAAUAAAGAAGUUGUGACUCGCGCUAAAGAUGGAAUCUACAUAAAACUAGAAAAACGAUGAUUCUAUAAAACCAAAUUGACACUAUCGCAUUGCCUAUAUUUAACCAGCAAUGGGAUGUAUAUAAUCACAUGCAAGUACUAUACUUGCCAAAAUCACUUCUAUCAAAUAAUAUAUGAUUUUAGAAUGCAAUGUCUACUAUGAUUUUACUUCUGCAGUUUCGUCAACAUUCACAAACAGUUGUAAAGAGAUUAUACAUACUGCGACGCCAUUUCAAAAUAGAAAAGGAUGUUUUCGAGCCUAAUAUGUACUGUUUAUGUGACUCUGGUUUGUAGAUAACAAUCACACACCAACCACAUAAAGAAUGUGUAGAUUACUACAUAAAGAAACAAAAAAUAUUGCAUCAUAAUUCUUCACAGAUGACCUAGUUCUACUCGAGCCAUCAACAUUAAACGUUCAGAUUUAAAUUAGCCACGUAAGUUAAUUGUGUAACAACUGGAAGCUAUCCGAGAUCCAUACUGGAUCAAACAUUGUGUAUUUUCGCCAUUCUGUUCAGCAAGUUCAUGUUUACAUCAUGGGAACCAGAAACUUAAUAUUUUGGGAAAAUACAAAAACCACGAUAUAUGGUCUGAUAUCUCAUCUUUAUUUCCUCCAAAUUGAAGAGCAUGAUAAUACAUAAUGAAUACAUACAUUGCUUAACAAAACUCGUUGAUUCCCUAGUCCAACCUAUUGUAUUACAUGACUCAUCAAUCUGGGUCAGACGUAGCACAGAUUGAUUAAUAACAUUCAAAACCGUGCAAUGAGACUUUUUUCUCGGCGUAAGUAGACGUUUACCAUCAAAUAUUUCGAACCACGGUAAAAUGGGACUGUGUUCUUGUCUACCAGAACAGCGAUUAGACGUACACAGACUGUAUGUCCAUCUAGAAAAAAGGGAAAAUAAUAAAGUAUUGUAUAAAAUGAAUAAGUGGUCUUCUCGUCGUGAUAACGUAUGGGAAGACAGAGCCCGAAACAAGCCGUGAGGCUUAAUAUUACUGAUUGCCUUACGGGUAUAGGAUCAUUUUGAUAUAAAUGGCGGAUGAAUCAUAGCAAAUUUAAAGGAUAAUAAAACUCCAGAUCAUUACGUUUAGUGUAAUUUGUCAAGAAUGUUUUUUCGAAGCACAUUGGCAAAAUUGAGCUUGAUGGCGUCCCUUUUAGUCAGAAUUGCGGCGUAUCCAGAUAGAUUCCUUACGCCUUGGACAGGUUGCCAUUGCUGUCUAUUAUUUCGUAAUAUACCCCAGUCAACCUGGAAUCUGUGACUUUUUUUCUGUCUGACCUAUUGUAUUUCUUAUAGACAAUUUGACGUUCCUUAAUCGAUGAUUUAAUCUAAACACGUUCUAAAUUUACGCUAUCGUCUCUCGAAAACAAAACAAAUAUGUAAAUGCUGUAAGUAGACUGGCGUCCACCUGUUAUUACGCUUUGGAGGGUCAUAUAUUCUUAGGUCAUCUGUGGUCAGUUAACACAUUUUGUAACAAGAAACCAUGAUUUAUUUUGUAUAUUAUCACUCUCCUCCUUAAAUCAAUAUUUAAAUAAAGUUUGAUUUAUUCG